UCAGCACUAGUUUGCGCAUAAAACUAUGGGGCUACAGCAUGGACAGCUCUGAAUAGGUGUAGUGGGAAAAAGGGGCACCUGUGGCUGAGAGCACAGCUGUACCCAUUGAAAUCUCCAGGUCUUCAUCCUCCCAUCCCUUGAACACUUGUUGAUGUCUCCCAAACCACAACAUCCUUUGAGGUUGGGGCCUGUCAAUCCCAAGCCGGAUAGCCUUCAAAUAGAGCUGGCAAGGUUUACCUCAGGCCCACCCAUCUGUGGUCAGCCAGGGGUAUGCCCCUCCCCUCAGGGGCCAGGAAGCUCAGAGGGUAUAAAUGAUGCCCUGGAAAAGGGUGUAAAGAGACAGGACUGGUGUGGACUGAACUGAACUUGACCUGCUGGACAGAACUGCAUCAUGAAGAUAGUCCUACUUCUCUCCUUGCUGACCCUGGUCACCCUCUGCCUCUGCAAGCAAGAUGCUCAAGCGGGUCCCCAAGACUCUGGCAAAAGAACAGCCUUUGCCUCCAGGCGUGAGAGCAGUGAGCUGGUGAGAAGACCUAAGCGCUACCUGUACAACUGGCACGGGCUUCCUGCUCCCUACCUUGACCCCCUGGAGCAGAAACGGGAGGUGUGUGAGCUUAACCCUGACUGUGAUGAGCUAGCUGACCACAUUGGCUUCAGUGAGGCAUAUCGGCGAUUCUACGGGACAGCCUAGAGCCCGUGACACCUAUUCCCUCCCUCCGAUGUGCCCCCCAUGCUGCCUGGAGGUCCUGGCUCCACCCUUCAUUCGGAAACGCCUGGCCCACUUCUUCAGCCUCAAGCUACACAGCUGUUCCUCCAUUAGCAUACCCAGUACAUGGCCCACUCCAAAGUUCCUACCUUCUGGCUUUUUCAGAAAUAAACACGAGGGGAGGAGGAA
This is a messenger RNA of Vombatus ursinus (common wombat), 895 nucleotides long. It is a transcript of the gene BGLAP, whose product is annotated as bone gamma-carboxyglutamate protein. Gene Ontology annotation, cellular component: extracellular region. Gene Ontology annotation, biological process: response to vitamin K; regulation of cellular response to insulin stimulus; regulation of bone mineralization. Gene Ontology annotation, molecular function: calcium ion binding; structural constituent of bone; hydroxyapatite binding. NCBI's taxonomy places the organism in Eukaryota, Metazoa, Chordata, Mammalia, Diprotodontia, Vombatidae. The coding region runs from base 392 to 691 and encodes 99 amino acids. The transcript has 4 exons. The record is from RefSeq and is a predicted model, not a curated record.